AUGAUACUGUGUGUUACCCUGAAGAGUAAACGCCCUUUAGGGCGGGAGUGUUACGUUCUGAGGAAAAGAUAUGACUGGCGGUGCGAAGCAGAAAACGCUUUCGUAAAUAGUACCCUUAAAGGGUACCUUAGGGUGACCCCACCGCGCCUUGCCCAAAAUCGCAAAAAGCAGACAGUUGUCCUCCGGUAAUUGGAUCUACUAUCUUUUAAUCAAGCCGCGCUUUGGGGGAGGUGGUGAUUCAGAGAUGAACCCCACCGCGCCUGUAACACGAUACAUCUAUUCAUAUUCAGGGUCACCCCAAUUAGGCUACAAGUAUGUCGUAGAAAUACAUUUGGCGCAAAGAAGCAA
This is a messenger RNA of Chondrus crispus (carragheen), 348 nucleotides long. RefSeq lists its product as hypothetical. The transcript is spliced from 2 exons. Bases 1 to 189 code for a protein of 62 amino acids. The record is from RefSeq and is a predicted model, not a curated record. NCBI's taxonomy places the organism in Eukaryota, Rhodophyta, Florideophyceae, Gigartinales, Gigartinaceae.